This is a messenger RNA of Penicillium samsonianum, 405 nucleotides long. Its product is annotated as zinc finger protein. The coding region runs from base 1 to 405 and encodes 134 amino acids. The record is from RefSeq and is a predicted model, not a curated record. Lineage: Eukaryota; Fungi; Ascomycota; Eurotiomycetes; Eurotiales; Aspergillaceae. The transcript has 2 exons.
AUGAUCAAUACCAACUAUGAUGAGUCCGUGAUUCAUGACGCGGUGGCAAUGUGCGGCUGGAAAUCUGAAGAAGCUGAGAUGCCUUCAGAUGAAGUGGUCGCUCCUUCGCCACGUGAUGAACUAUACUGCUAUCGGUAUGAGGGAUGUCAAAGGCUAGAAGACUAUGCUCUUGAAUGUCAGUUAAAGAAACGUGUUCGGGUACACACUGUACUUUUUAAAUGUGCCGAGUGCUCAUACAUAGCAGCUGCAAAGAAGGACGUUGCUCGGCAUGUCAGGGUUCUUCACGGGGAACUUGCUGAGAGAAUUUGGGGGCCCAAGGAGCUGUUUGUCUGCGCCGUAUGUCAGAAGAAAUUCACACGGAAAGACAACGCUCAAAAGCACUACAAAGCACAACACCUUCCGUAG